CUACGUCGCAACGCGCGUCAGUCUUGAUCGGUCCGCGUCAGCUGUUGUGUCAUAGCGCUACGGUAGGCGUCUCUAAACGUAGUUAAGCAAACCGAGCAUUCUGUGAGCCGAAGUUAAGAAACGAAGUGCUACAAAGAGCGGCAGAGUAAACGCGUGCAUUGUGCGUCUCAGAGGUCUCACGAUCGGGGACAUUGAUGACUACGGCGGCAUUAAUGCCUUUGUCCGCGCGUCGACACGGCGGAAUGAAAUAACGACAGAGGCUGGAGCAAAUCAACGAGGCUGCGACAGGCAGCGGCGACAACCUGAUUCCAAGCGUCCGUGCUCAGUCCUCAGUGUAGGCUAGUCGGUCGCUCGGCGGUCGUUGUCUUGACAUUAGCAUUAAGAUUAUUGAUGAAUUCGCAACGUUCGAGACGAGUACAUGUAAUCACAGGAGCAUCUAGACAAUCGGCUAACGCCGAAAUCUCCACCGAGUCUUCCUCUUUUAUCAUCGUCGCAAUCUAAACUCCACACGCAUCGUCAAUCACGUCAUAGCGAUAACAUCGUCUUCCUCGAUACGGCUCGACGAAAAAGUUUUUCGGCAAUUCUACUGUCGCGUUGAGGUUAUCUACGGAGAGAACGAACACUCCGGAUCGCCGUGUGUACAUCAUUUCCAUCGUGAAAGGAGAUUCCUUCCAAAUCCUGUUUGACCCAGUUUGAUAUACGGGUUGACACUGUUUGUUAAUUAGUGAUACGCGAAAAUUUUAAGAGGAUUCCGACAAAACAAGAUAGCACGCAGCAACAAACAUGGCAGCCACAGCGGCGUACGAGUACACUUACAACUGUACGAAUACUGCAUAUCUCUCAUGCGACAUCCUCGGAGGAACAAACGAGUGGCAUGAGAUCGUAGAAUAUUUUUCUUACAACCCAUGGAUAUUCUCUCUGCUUGGCAGCACUAUGGUCGGACUCACGGGAAUCUUUCCCCUGUGGCUCAUUCCUAUCCAGGAUGGCGUGGAUCUGAAAACCGGCGAAAACGGCGGCACUUUGAAGAUUCUUUUGAGCUUUGCCGUGGGCGCAUUGUUGGGCGAUGUUUUUCUACACCUCUUGCCGGAAGCAUUUGAAAGCGAAUUUCAGAGAAAGCUCAAAGAUGAUCGUGCGUCCAAGCCCGCAGGUCUGUACAUAUUGUCUGCUUUUAUAUUCUUCAUAAUUGUCGAAAAACUCGUCGCCAUUGCAAAUGAGGAAGCGCCAAUCAUUCCGGAACAACAGAUUGAUAAAACACCAACCAAGGCUGAGAACGAAGAGAAAGAGAUGGAUAAUAACAAUUGUAUUAUGAUGAACACUAAGAAGAAUGGUUUUGUAAAAGAAAACUCGACGGAUAAAGCCGAGCUACAAUCCAUCCUGGAAAAGUCACCGCAUAAAAAUGGAUUUAGACAAAUCCCGAAUGGUAUCAAAGAUUCACGAAAAAAUGGUUUUAAGGAGUCUGACAGUAUGAAAUCUGCAUUAGCAAGUGAAUGUCCGAACAAUAUUGUUAAUCAUUUGACAGCAAGGACAAAGAAGCACACAUACGAUUUGUUCGGCAAAUUUUUCAAUCGCAAAGCCUUUCCCGGGUAUCUUAAUCUUUUGAUGAACUUUCUCGACAAUUUUACUCACGGUUUAUCUGUGGGUGGAUCGUUCCUCAUUUCCUUCCGUGUAGGUGUCCUCAGCACGUUCACUAUUUUGGUGCAUGAAAUACCUCAUGAGGUUGGCGAUUUCGCUAUUUUGUUGAAAAGCGGAUUUAGCAGAUGGGAUGCUGCGCGGGCGCAGUUAAUCACAGCUAGCGGUGGGAUUGUCGGAGCUUUGGCUGCUGUCUCCUUUUCUGGCAGCUUAGAGGAAAAAACUAGUUGGAUAUUGCCAUUAACCGCAGGAGGAUUUAUACACAUUGGAAUGGUAACCAUCUUGCCCGAUCUAUUGAAAGAAACGAAUACGAAGGAGUCUUUGAAACAGCUUGGUUUUUUACUUUUCGGGAUUAUCGUUAUGGCUGCACUGAUGUUAGUUUAAGUUAAACAUAUUUCCUUACAUAUAAAAUUAAUUCUACAGAAAAAUUAUAUUAUGUUGCUAUACUCUGAAUAUGAUUUAACCGGAUCAAUAUGUUUCGGUACGUAUUAUCACAAUAGUCUCAAGUUGCCAUAAAACUAUAUAGUACUUGUUAUUCAAUUCAGUUGGAAUUUAAUGGUCAAGGAGGAAGACAUGGCGGCGAUAAAGGAUUGAUUAAAUUUAUGUGCGAUAUAUAAUUGGAUUUAGCUUAAUAUUGAAGGAACUAGUAUUUAAAUAUCUUUUACUGAGAUUAUUGUUAGUUUUCUGUUUCCGUAUAAUCUUUUGAGAAAAAUAAUGAAAAUGUUUUGCAUUUGCCAUAAUUUGACUUGCAUAAUGAAUUGUAUUUAUGAUUCUACAAAGGCUAUUUUCUCAAACUGGAAGUAAUGGUAACAGUGAAACAAAGCGCGUUCUUUCAACAAAACAAAAAGUAAUAUAAUUUAUGUUAUAUUAUUUGAAACAGAGAUUAUGCAGGUUAUCGUGUUAUUAAUAACAAAAUGAUUUGAAGAACGUUAUAAAUCUCGUUAUAAAUCUCUUUUAUAGUUUAUACAUAAAAUACGCGCAUGUUCCAUCAUAAGUGAGACAGUAUAGAUAUCUUCCAGCGUGUUGCAGAAGUAACUAAUAUUUUCCGGUAACAGGGGAAAAAACAAGAGAGGCAAUGCGAUACCAAUUAGAAAUUAUAUAAAAUCAGUAUUGACGUACAACUAUUAUGUUUUGAACUAAAAUAUAUAAUAAUAUUCAUGCUAUUUAUUUGUUUAAUUUGUAAAAGUAUGUGAGAAUUCUUAUAGAAAUUUUUGUUAGAUACAUGUACACUUAUGAUGCAAACACAUGGAUAUAUGGGAUAUAUACAGGAUGUCUCGGAAUAAUCACGAACGUAAGCGGAUAGAGCACGGUAAAGAAUUUUUUUGUUCAACUUCUCUCCUCUACUUGCUUGUUGUCGUGAUUAUUCUGAGACACCCAGUAUAAUUACAUUUUUUCCCAUUAAAAAUUAAAUU
Molecule: messenger RNA, 3041 nt
Organism: Linepithema humile (Argentine ant)
Lineage: Eukaryota; Metazoa; Arthropoda; Insecta; Hymenoptera; Formicidae
Gene: Zip99C
Product: Zinc transporter Zip99C
Biological process (GO): intracellular zinc ion homeostasis; zinc ion transmembrane transport
Cellular component (GO): membrane
Molecular function (GO): zinc ion transmembrane transporter activity
Source: RefSeq, a predicted model, not a curated record